This is a messenger RNA of Penicillium cosmopolitanum, 1167 nucleotides long. RefSeq names its product putative oxidoreductase. The transcript has 3 exons. Lineage: Eukaryota; Fungi; Ascomycota; Eurotiomycetes; Eurotiales; Aspergillaceae. The coding region runs from base 1 to 1167 and encodes 388 amino acids. The record is from RefSeq and is a predicted model, not a curated record.
AUGGCAUCUCAGAGGGCAUCUCGGCAAUUCCCUAUGCCUGGGAAGUCCUCAAAGUCGCACCAUGGAUUUCUCCUACUCUCCGCGCUGAAAUACUACUUCGGCGGAGCCCGCAACACCUCCGAGCGCCUAUUAGCCUCGAAAGUGGUGAUGGUAACAGGAGGCACAUCAGGAAUAGGAGCAAGUGUCGUCCGUGAACUCGCCGCCCGACAAGCCCAAGUCAUAAUCCUAACCCAACAAUCCCCCUCCGACCUAUUCCUAGUCGAAUACAUCGACGACCUCCGCCGCCAAACGAAAAACAACCUCAUCUACGCCGAACAAGUCGAUCUCGCCUCCCUACACUCAGUGCGUGAAUUCGCCACGAAAUGGAUCGACAAUGUCCCGCCCCGUCGACUGGACGCUGUCAUCCUCUGUGGCGGUCUCGCUGUACCAGCUGCGGCGCGCGGCCAGACACAAGACGGUAUCGAUGACGAGUGGCAGGUUAAUUACCUGGCCAAUUUCCAUUUACUUAGUAUUCUCAGUCCGGCGUUGAGGGUUCAACCUGCGCAUCGUGAUGUGCGGGUUAUUUUCCCUACUUGCUCGAGUUAUAUUGGGGCGAAGUUUGAUUUGGAGACUGUGAAGCGGGAUCAGGAUGAUUCCAAAAACAAGAACAAGAACAAGAACAAGAAAGACGAUCAAGGUCCCGCCGCACGAUUAUCCGUUCGUCCAAAGGUCUACCCCCCCUGCACGCGCGUUCUGAUCGUUGACCCUGGCCUGACACGCACGCCCGGAACUAGGCGCUGGCUGACGGGCGGAUCGCUGUGGGGACUACUGCUAUAUCUCCUCACGUGGCCGUUUUGGUGGCUGGUGCUCAAGUCGCCGGAUCAGGGGGCGCAGAGUAUUCUUUAUGCGGCGAUGGAGGAGAAGUAUGCGCGUGGAACGGGGGGUUGGUUUAUUAAGGAGUGUCGGGAGGUGGAUUGUGCGAGGAAGGAUGUUCAGGAUGAGGAUGUUGGGAGGAGGUUGUGGGAGUUUAGUGAGAAGCAGAUUGAGGAGGCGGAGAAGGAGGGGGCGUUGAAGAGGGCGCAGGCGAAGAAGGUGAGGAAGGAUGAGGAGGAGAAGAAGGUGAGGAAGGAGACUGCUUCGCAGAAGGCGCAGAGUGCUGGGUCUAGACGGAGUCGGAAGAAUAAAUGA